GAAAUCUGUUAGAACAUGUUUUGUCUGUUUUGCUGUUUUGUAGUACAAUGUGUUUUCUGGUCAGACACAUUCAAGCUCUAAUAAAUAGUAAAUAAAAUAGUCCCGUUUCUCCGUAUUGACAGGUUUGGAAAGCAGGUUUUGCAAGAAUCUGAUGAAAACACCAUUGUGUAGAGCAGCACAGCGUGUCUUUGUGCGUCUGCCCUCAGACUUACUCGUGUGUGUGUGAUGUUUCGUUUGAUCCAACCACGUCUGAUACCUUUAGCCUAAUGUCCCCAUGCUCUCAGCCAGAAGUGAGUCAGCCUUUUGUCUCUCCCUGUAAAGUAAGCCUCCCUGAUUGGGCGAACGGAGGCCUCAGAGUCAGGCUGAGCUCACUGGAACACAGAGGACCAGGCUGCUGGUGCUGCAACGGGCUGCUUGACUUCUAUUCAACUGUCAAGCUUGAAGAAAAAAAAAAAAAAAAGAAAAAAAAAGUGGGGACUUUUUGAAGGGAAUUAUAAACAAAGCUUCAAAAUAUACAGAUUUUUUUCUUCUUUUCAAAUCAGCAGAGCAGCACUUCUGAAGAAGGAGAACAAAUAAGUUUCAGAGGUGAACAGGAAAGACUGUGCGUGAGGCAGUGAUCUGCAGAUGCGGACCCACAACAACCCUCACAUGACGUGGAUUUCCGUUUUGAUACACUUUGCUUCUGGUUACACAGCAGGGCAGAGCCUCACAAUCACUGAAGAGCUGCUGCAGGGGAACAUGAAGGUGCUCUGAGGACUAGUCCACCAUGCAAGCCACCAUGAACUCCAACGGACUUCAACGCCGGAGCAGCCAGGACAGCUGCAUUGUGGAUAACACGCUGAGGAAAAAAAAUCCUCUGUGGUACCGGCGCUCACUCAGGGGGAACAAUGAUCGGCACAAGCAGAACCCUGCCUCCCAGCCUAGAGUGUGCAAGCCAAAACAGACAAAUUCUUUGGUUGAUUACAUGGAUCCACAAAGGACCACAGUUGAAUUGGAAAAACAAGAUAAUGAAACGUUUGGGUUUGACAUACAGACCUACGGCUUGCAGCCCAAAAACAGCUCAGCUGUGGAGAUGUGCACGUUCGUGUGCAAGGUGAAGGAGGACAGUGUGGCGGAAAAUGCUGGGCUGACCGCAGGUGACAUUAUCAUUACCAUCAAUGGAGUCAGCAUUGAAGGAUUGUCUCAUCAGCAGAUACUUGAACUCGUCCGAAAAUCAACCAACAGCUUAAAGGUGGAGACGGUGUGUGGGAAUAUAGUGAAGCACUUAGAGCUGGAGAAGAAGCUGAAGAUGCUGCAGCAGUCACUGCGUGAGAAGUGGAUGGAGCUUCAGACGCUCACAUUACAGGAAAAACGACUAAUGCGAGGUAACCUAAAGGAGGGCAGUGCUAACUCACUGAUGGACUCCUCAUCGGCUCCGAGCCCAGAGCUGAGCCGCCGUGGUUGGCGGUUUUCCAGCGACAGCAGCUUCAGGAGUGUGAUGACAGACGAUAGUGACCAGGCCAGUGUGUUUGGAGAUCUGAGCUCACCCAGUCCCUGCAGCGCAAUCAGCACCACAGAUGAUUCCUACUUCUUCUCCAAAGACUUCUCAUCACAAAGCAGCUUAAACCGGGCUCCUACCAGCUCCAACCAUCACCACCAGCCCAUCAGCCGCUCCAGCAGCUCCAGUUUAGCCGGCAGCAGCUGCUCUCUGUCCCCCAGCUGGGAGGAAACGAGGAUCUCCUCCUUGUUUGGGACUCUGCCCCGGAAAGGCCGGUCCAGACCCAGUGUGCGCAAACACAUCUUCAAGUUACUUCCUGGACUGCAGAGGUCAGUUGAAGAGGAGGAGACGGGAUCAGCCGCUCAGUGACUUACACUUUGUACAAAAGGGGCUUCAAGAACUCUACAAAAGUUACAUAAAAGCCCUGAUGAAAGACACUUCAAAGCCUUUGAGUGAAAAGAUUUGUUGAAAAUCUAUGUAAAUGUGAGCUAACUGCAGCUGUGAACCUGCUUUAGAGCAUUAGAACUGGGAGUUGAACCACUGUCUGUGUAUAUACAACUAAUGAAAUCUAUCCUACUAACUUGAACCAACUUUUUCCCACUUUGUGAUCAAAUGUGACGAGCAUUAAUCAGAACGGUCGGAGGCCUUUUCCACUGUUCGGUAACGUGACUGUGAUUCAGUUUGCGAUUGAACAACACUUCAAUCCAACUCAGGUGUUCAAAACCAAAACCAAAUCUCCAAACCAUACAGGAGGCUGCUCAGCUCAAAAACAGGAUGUGGGCAUGAGAGAUCGAUUUAACUCUUUAAUUUCCAAAAUUACUUUCAUAACGUACGCUCUACUUUCGACUUUCAAUGUUCAGAAAGUUUUUUUUUUUUUUGGUUUCUUUGCAUGCUCAGAAAAUUCUGUUUUGAAUCAUGUUUAAUGUUCUACAUUCAUGCCAAAUAAAUGUAUAAAAAAUACAUUUACUUAUUUUGUUUAACCUCAUGGUGCAAGGAAACAACAUACAUCCACCCACACAAAUCUCAACUUUUGUUUCUAUUUGGACAGAAUAAGUGACCCUCAGACACAGAUGAGCAAUAACACAUCUUUAUGAAAAUAUCUUCAUCAAAGAAGAGAUUCUUUAAUGUUUCUAGAUGAAUUGAUAUGCUCAGCUGCACUCGGGUUUGCCCCACACUGCAAAAA
Molecule: messenger RNA, 2660 nt
Organism: Oryzias melastigma (Indian medaka)
Lineage: Eukaryota; Metazoa; Chordata; Actinopteri; Beloniformes; Adrianichthyidae
Product: cytohesin 1 interacting protein
Exons: 8
Coding region: 767-1846 (359 amino acids)
Molecular function (GO): protein binding
Source: RefSeq, a predicted model, not a curated record